AGCGGGCGCCCGCGGCGAAGAUGGCAGAGGAGCGGUGCUGAGCUCCGCGCCGCCGCUACCCCCCCCCCCUCCUCCCGCACUUGUUGGCCGCCUGCGCCGGGGGAGGGCGGUUAUCCCUGCCUGCCCGCGUUCCGUUAAGGGAGGGCAGCGCCGGCGUGUGGGAUGGUGCGGGCAUGGCGGGGCAGCCGGCGGCCGCGGCGCUGCUGAGGCGGGGGGCGGCUGGUCCCGGCCCCGGCGGCGGUAACAGCAGCAGCAGCAGCAGCCAGCGGGGGCUGCCUCCUUCUCCCGCCCGCCCGGCGGCCGCCUCCCCCCACCCCGGCCGGCGCUGAGGGAAGGAGGGAGCGCCGCGCCGUGCCGUGCCGUACCGUGCCGCGCCGCCCGCCUCGCCUCGCCCCCCGCCGCCUCGCCGCCGCCAUGCUGCCCGGGGUGGGGGUGUUCGGCACCGGCCUGACGGCGCGGGUGAUCGUGCCGCUGCUGAAGGCGGAGGGCUUCGCCGUGAAGGCGCUGUGGGGCCGCACGCCCGAGGAGGCGGAGGAGCUGGCCAAGGAGAUGAGCGUCCCCUUCUACACCAGCCGCAUCGACGAGGUGCUGCUGCACCAGGACGUCGACUUGGUCUGCGUCAACUUGCCGCCGCCGCUCACCCGGCAGGUCGCCGUCAAGACCCUGGGCAUUGGAAAAAAUGUCAUCUGUGACCGAACAGCAACUCCCCUGGAUGCCUUUAGGAUGAUGACCGCAGCUCAUUAUUACCCAAAGCUCAUGAGCAUCAUGGGGAAUGUUUUGCGCUUCCUGCCCGCUUUUGUGAAGAUGAAGCAGCUGAUCCAGGAGGGUUACGUAGGGGAGCUGCUGGUGUGCGAGGUGCAGGUUCACAGCGGAAGCCUGCUAGGCAAAAAGUACAACUGGAGCUGCGAUGACCUGAUGGGAGGUGGGGGCUUGCACUCGGUUGGCACCUACAUCAUUGACCUCCUGACCUUCCUCACUAGCCAGAAGGCUGUGAAAGUGCACGGGUUGCUCAAGACCUUCGUGAAGCAGACAGACCACAUCAAGGGGAUACGGCAGAUCACCAGCGACGACUUCUGUACGUUUCAGAUGGUCCUGGAAGGUGGUGUGUGCUGCACGGUGACACUCAACUUCAACGUCCCGGGAGAGUUCAAACAAGACAUUAUUGUGGUGGGUUCGGCAGGACGGCUGAUUGUAAUAGGCACUGAUCUCUACGGACAGAGCAACAGCUCUUCUCAGCGGGAGCUCCUGCUAAAGGACUCCACGCCAGUCAGCAACUCCUUACUUCCAGAGAAGGCCUUCAGUGACAUCCCAUCUCCCUACCUCCGGGGCACCAUUAAGAUGGUUCAAGCUGUCCGGCAGGCAUUUGAGGACCAGGACGACAGGAGGACCUGGGACGGGAGGCCCCUUACGAUGGCUGCCACUUUUGACGACUGUCUGUAUGCCCUGUGUGUGGUGGACACCAUUAAAAAGUCAAACCAGUUGGGGGAGUGGCAGAACAUUUCAAUCAUGACUGAGGAGCCAGAAUUGAGCCCAGCAUACUUAAUCAGCGAAGCCAUGCGGAAGAGCAGGAUGUCUCUGUACUGUUAGCUCCUCUCAGCUCAUAGGAAAGAAUAGGAACCAGACAGCUCUUGAAGGAAGUGGUAAUUCAGCCCCUGUGAAGGGCUUGGGCAUCUUAGAAACAGCUGAGGAUACAGGAGAAGGAAAUACGGUGUUUGGAUCAACUAAAUCCGUUGGUGGCUAAAUGCCAAAGUGAUAAGGUCCUUAGAAAUGCCCAAAACAGAUAGGAGACUUAAGAGCUGACAUAACUGUUUUAAUAACAGUAUUAGCUGGCUGAUUGGAAAGAUAUAUCAUGGACUCAUCUCCUGCUUGCAGGUGCUUUAGAUUAUCCAAUUGUGUUUACUGUGAAAGGUUGGGAAGAUCCUUUUAGAUUUUCCUUACCUACCAGAGGGCUGUGAAGGUACUGUCAUGUCGUUAAAUUUUCUGUAGUGUCUGACAUGAAUGGUUCCUACCAUGACAGCUGACACCAUCAUGCUGUAGUACUAGACCUCUAACCAACACACAGAAUAAUAGGACUUGUUAUGAAAGUGGAACGUGAUAUGGAAAAUCUCGGCAGCUCACUUUUCAUAUAGCUUGUUAGGAGUUUCUCUGUGUUGGUUUAGCUAGUUGUUUUUUGUUUUGUUUUUUUUUUAAAGCACAAUUAAGUAGGAAAAUGUGUGGCUUUUAAAACAAAGCAGUCCUCAACCACAGUGCAUAUGCCCCGAUAUUGGGGGAGGGAGGGUCUUCUGUGAGCUCCCAGUAAGCUUCAGUGUUAACUGCACAGAUUUGCUGAUUAAAAUGGGUUGUGCAAAACCUUCAUGGAUGGCAAGUGGCAUGACACAGUAGUGAUUGUGGGUUUUAUUAUACAGCUGAACUCAGGCUAGUCUUAUGAAGGUUUACACACAAUUUCCUGUGUCUGGGACUGACUUUUGAGUGAAUUUUGUGCAUUUUGGUUUUAGGUGGAAAACGGUAGAAAUCCAACCCAAAACUGUAUAAUGCUUAGAUGGGUGGUGUUCUUUUUAAACCUUUGUGAACUCACACUUGAGAUGCACACCAACAGUUAAUUUCAUAUAGCUCAACCCAGAAGCUUUCACCUCCACCAAGUGGUGAGUGUGAGUGAAAAACAAAAGGGAUGAGGAAAUUUCCCAUCCAUUUCCAGGGAAAACAAUUACAUAAGACCCCCACCUCUCACCUCCUUAAAGUGGCCAGCUACUGGUACUGUAGUAAUCUUUCCCUGUCAUCAGUGCAGGGAUGGACAAACUUUUUUGAUAUGUUUGUCCUGUUCUUCUUUUUAAUAUUUUAGAUUGCAGUCUUGAAAUAAUAUAUUCUUUUGAGAAUAUAUUCUCGAAAGAAUAUAAUGAAAGGCAUAUGAAUUAUCCCUGUAAACAGGGAUACUGCUUUUCUGCAUAAAGCUGCUCCAGUGCUUAUGUGUUUACAGUGCUAGGUCCUCAGAUAGGGAAAACGUAGAACACAAGCAUAUAGGACUAAAUUAUAUUAAACUUGAGAAAAACCUUUUCAGGGUUUUUUGUUAAUUUUGACUAGGGGAAAGAAGAGAACAUUUAGAUAAGCAGUAAAUUAAAAGAGAGAAUAUGACCCUCUUUCUCAAGGCCAUCAUAUUAGUGUUGCCGUUUUAGGUUAGAAAGAGAACUGUCAGAAUAAUUUAGAUUUUUUAAAAAGCACUUACAGUUUUGCUAUUUUUAGGACCACUAAGGGCUUCUCUAGGGCUUCUCCUACAAAUGACUCUGUCUGAUUGCUGUAUGCUCCUGCCUGUCCUUUGCCCAGUUUCAGAGCUUCAUGUUUUUGAACACGAGAUCAAUAGUGUCGUUCAUUUCAUCUGACUUUAGCCAGCUGAAAGUUGGGUGUCUUGUCCUGAUCAGCUGUGCAAGGACACAGUAGUCAAUACAGAGAGAGCUCUCCAAAGGCUGACUUGGUUCAUUCUGAGAUUGAUAUAGAAGGAGGUGCCCAUUGGAAACUCAUGUCCUCCUCCUUUGCAGAGAAUCUUGGCUUCUAAAUUUUUAGGUGGCUGAAGUUAGGAAACUUGACUCCCACCCCAAAAUUAUUAAUGAGUGCUUAAUUUUUGAAGAGCGUAUGUGUGACUUUUCAUGAAAUAUUCCCCAAAGUGUAAUAGUGUGACUGAUGAAGGAAUAAUGUAAUACUGCAAAACCACACCCAAACAGAGAAUUGUUUCUAUGCAUGUUGUUCUGCUAGUUCUAGCAACUGUCUCUGGGGCUGACCACUGCUGCCAAGACCUUGGGCAAGCUUUCAUCGUUCCUUCUUGGAAGCAGCCCUUGACAAGCUUGGAUGUUUUUCCUAAAAAUUAGUUUCUCUGAGAAUUCCUGAGGUAGUAUCUGUGCCAACAGGAAUUUCCCAUUAUAAUUGUCGUGGUAUACCAUGCUAUCCCGUUCCUGCCCUGAAAAACACACAGAGAAAUGCAGAAGAGAGAAUUUGAUCAAGAAAUCAUAUCUCUCUCUCCCCUGAAAAAUGGAAUUAGGCCCAAGGGGAUCAAGAGGGUUUUCCUAUAGUAAGGCAAAAGCCAUUUAUUGAAAAUAGUGGCUAGUUCAAGUCAUGAAUGCAAGCCCAGUGGAUAAUUAACCAUGUCUAGUUAAACAUCAUCCAAAACUGGAACUAAACAUGGACCAAAAAGUUUGUGAGUCUUGCUUCUUAGUGGUUUGGCCAUUGUGCUGGAAUUGCUGUUCAUGUCUUUGCACCUCGUUUUGGUUCACAAAAGUUGACGGUUUUUUCCUAUCUGUAUUUUCUUUUUUUUCUGUGUCUUUCUGGGUUUUGUGAUGCCAGCUGCAAGAAGAUAUGCUGGAAUCCUGUUCCCUGCACCUGCAGUGAACAGUCCCCAGGCGAGACACAGUGUAUAGGGAUAGUACUACUGAGCUCAACCUUUCUGUCCCAGAUCCAAAGGUUUAGGUGACAGGCAUCAUCCAUCCUCCGUGCAGACUUACUGAUGCAGAUAGUGCUGCUUAGCAGAAAGAAAAUCUAAUGCUUUGGUUACGUAGCCGUCUGAUGCUAGUAUUAGUACUGGCUUGCAAAUGGGUUGAAUCCUGUACAGCUCAUUGUGUGACCACAGUGCUGGCCCCAGAGAGGCAGGGAGAAUGAGCAGAGGCAGGGUGGGACCUCCUCUUCUGACAACAACAGAGAUCUUAUGCUAGAUUUAGGGAAAGUUGUUACCUAACUAGGGUGGCAGCAGUAACUGUAUAGGUUCAGGAUUGUAUGACAGUUUUUCCAUUCUCUAGGAGGUGAAGGUGCUGUAGUGUCAUGUGUAAAGAUAGUAAACUUCCACCUGGCUUAGAGGGGGAAGGAAUUGGUUUAUUUAUAGAAUGUGUAUUACUGUUCUGAUAAAUCAUUACUUUACAGUCUGGGAUCUUUCUUGGCAGCAUCAAGCCCUCUGCUCUUUUGGUACAGUUGACAGCACAUUGGAUUGCCCUAAGUAGCCUCUGGAGUUCACGCUGGGUUUAGAAUUUGGGCAGCAGAUAGCAGAGAUGUACUUGAUUGAACUCAAAAGCGGUACCGCACCAGGAAACACAUAUUUGGAAUUGCACUUUUAAUGCUGUUCUCUAAUGCCGUGCCACAAGGUUUGAGAUGAAUGCUGCUAGAACUGGUGCAGGCCUAAUAGCCAAACUGCGGCUACUGCUGGAAUUUACAGUAGCCCUCAGAUGAGCUUGUUCAUACACUAGGUAAGAAAUGUUCAUUCCUCUUUCCCAGGGCUGCUGUUGGAGAGGCUCUUUCCUUUGCCAUCAACCUGUGCACAUAGGAUACUGAACGUUGGUCUGUUGCCAAAGACAAAAAGAGCCAAAGGGGAGAGCCCAGGUGAAAUGUUCUGCUGCUCUGCAGGGGUCUGUUCCAAUGCUUGGAUGGUCAGCUGAGAGAGGAUGUCUUAUUUGACAUGGGAGUUGCAUUGGGGUCCACACCCAGGGUAGGGCAAGCCUACGGUGUGUGACAGGAGGGCACAACUCAAGUCCUUCCGUGUGCCCAAAGGGAGAGUGGUGACUGCAGCAGGGAGCGACAGGAAGGUGUCUGCAGUCUGGUACCUAUAUGCCUGUGCCAACAGGGAGAAUAUGCUGGUCGCGUGGAGGGUGAGGGCUGCACCUCCUGAGGGUGAUAGCAGCAGCCUUGCUCCACCUCUGUGUUUGGGAGCCAGAGAAGGGACCCUGCCCUUGGGGAAGCAGCAUCCGUCCUGUACUCCUGCUAGAUCUGUGCAUGUUCUCAGUGCUGAACUCAGUGAAGUCCUAUCUGGAGGCAUAAGAACCUGCAAGAGCUUGGGGUUUCCUAUAUCUAAUAUCAUGCAUGUGUUAAAUUAGUAGUACUUUAGCUGUGUAGUUAGAAAAUACCAAGUAGAGAUGAUACGUCCUUACCCAUGCAGCCAAUAUGGCAGAGAAUCAGGGCAUGCAUAGACGAGUUUAGGCUCAGGAUGGGCUGCUGCAGAGUUCAUCCUUUGCUUUGGCCGAAAGCAUGAGAAAUUCCUGCCCAGCCAGCAUAGGGCAAUCAGAGGCACUCUCCACUUUGUACUUACUGUUUCCUUCUUUUGGAUAGCUUUUGAGUCAGUGACUGUACAAGUAAACAGCUGUCCUGGAAGUUCAGCCAUUCAAAAAAGGAGGCUUUUCUGCUGCGUGUGGUCACAGCACAAGGACAAUUCAAUUUCUCUGUUACCUUGUUUAUUUUUGUGUCCAUACAAAUGUGGAAAAGACCCAGACAUUUUAAAAUGACUCAUUUCUCUACCAAAAAAAAAAAAAAGGCAGAUUUUAUUUAAUGGGUAAAGAUAAACAUAGUAUCUUGAUGGUUUCUUUGCAGAGAUUCAGAAAUUACUGAUGACAGAGUUUCUUAUUGCUGGGAUUUUUUAUAUUUGACUUUUAUCUAUGGCCUUCAAUACAAAAUAUCACAAAUUAUGAAGUCUAUUCACUGUUAAGUUCUGUAUUUACAAGGGUUUAAAAGUACCCAGCAGACUUUUGGCUUUGUGCAGAUACUCGACACUGGUGUGAUGUUCCAGUAGCCCAGUGAUGUACCCUUAAGUAUGUAUGAAACUCAACACUGGACUACUUGACCUCUGCAGUGCUCUCUGGGUAUCUAGGACUAGUUGUGAAAUGGCAGGAUUAUUCAGGACAGCAGCUUCUUGUUGUUGUUGAAUUUGUUACUUGUGGGGAGCAAAGUUUGUAAAUUUUAGAGAUGAAGUAUGACUGAAGAAUAAUUGGCAGUCUUAUCUGCUUUAAAAUUUCCUCUCUCUUGAGCUGCUGGAUGAAGUCUGUCCAAUAAAAAUAAUUUCCUCUUAACAAUAACUGCCCGCUUCCAUUUGCUCAUGAAAAGAAGUUUUAAGUAAAUGGGACUAUACAUAAUGCUGCAUUCAUGAGCCGAUGUCAUAACCUCAUGACUUACUGAGUGUAUGAAGCCAGAGCCCAGGCAAGUAAUGACUUUUUUGAAGCUGCCAAAUCGAAGCCUUGGGGUUGGGGGAUGAAGGAUAUCAGCUUGGGUCAAACUGAAACAGCCUUUAUUCAGCAUUUUCAGUUAAAUGAAUAAACAGAAUGGCUGUGGUCAAUCCAAAACUGAACACAAAACAUGUUUGUAGAAGGUUAUAUACAUUUUUUCUUUUGGGAUUAAGUUCCAUUUUUAAAGAAUGCUGGUUUGAAAUGAAAAGUUAAAAAAUAUCCAUCCAUUAUGUUUUGGCAUGUGUGAAAUUAACUGUUUGGGGUUGGGUGUGGGCUUUUUUGGUUGAGUUUUUUGGUUGUUUUUUUUUUUAAGUUCAUACUUUAAAAAACCCCAUCCAUUAGGUUUAAGGAUGUUCAGUGAAUGCAGCUGCCCUUGGGCAGGUUCGGCUCUGAACCUGCAGCCUUGCAGUGUCAUGCAGUGACCCCAUUUCUAACAUCUGAAUUUGGCCAUUUGAGUUUCAUUUGUAUCUUCUUGUGGCAGUGCGAAAACUGGUUCAUUACAUGGAGUUGGCUACAGAUAAUCAACAUACUUUUUGCAGCAGUGCCAGACAUCGUCUUUAAAAGCACUUAAGUCUAUUAACUUGUUUACCAUGGUUAUUUAUGACCUUCCAGCCAUGUGCUGUCCAUUACUUCCUUUUCUUUUUACAUCAGCCGUCAGACUCGCUUCCCUCCCCUUUCUGUUUCUCAUUCCGUUGCAAGCCACGAGGCGAGUCUCCCUUGUUUCCCACUGAGCUCAUGCUCAGUCUGUGUUACACAUGGCAUACAGGGUGGCUAACCUACAACUUGAAGUAACUUUUAACACAGAUUUGUUAAAGAAUAUGUUAACACCACAACUGCUCAAGUACGUGGCAUACUGAAUGCCUAGCCACGGCAGGAAUCAAAGCUCCCUGCUAUGCUGUGCUUCACAAGUGACCCUCACUGUUUCUCUCUGUACUGGUUUUCUUUUAUUUGAUUUUGAAAAUGAGAAUAUGUUCAGUUUGUUGCUGUGUCAAUAUUAAGUAUAUAUUUAUUGUUUUCCAGACAUACAUACGUAUAUAUAAAUGCUAUAUAUAUAUAAUGUCAACGCAUGGACAUAUGUACAGUAGAUAUUUUAAAGAGCUAUUUAUCAAGAAAAGUAAGUGUUAUAAGUAAACAGAGUUUAUAUUUUAUAUAUUAUGUAGAUAGCAAAAAAAAAAAGUGGUUAAAUUAUAGUAGGACUUUUGGGGGCAGGGUUGGAAAAAUGGGCAAGGACUGGUUCUAGCAUUUUAAAUAGCCAAACUACUUUGUACGGAAGCUGCCUGCUGUGCCUCUCGGCUGCAAUAUCUGUUUGUUUCUUCUUCUGGAAGAUGAUGUGCAUUGUUACUUUUACAUUGCUUGGGGAAUGUAGUUAGUUUAUUCUCAGCCAACUGGUAUGUGCUGCUUAAAACAUGGUUUCCUGCUGUUCUGCAUAUUUGCAUUGAUGGAAUAAAAGGAUCUUAACUGGCAAAUAAAGACGUAAAAGGA
Molecule: messenger RNA, 8444 nt
Organism: Aquila chrysaetos chrysaetos
Lineage: Eukaryota; Metazoa; Chordata; Aves; Accipitriformes; Accipitridae
Gene: GFOD1
Product: glucose-fructose oxidoreductase domain containing 1
Exons: 2
Coding region: 415-1587 (390 amino acids)
Molecular function (GO): nucleotide binding
Source: RefSeq, a predicted model, not a curated record